Molecule: messenger RNA, 1140 nt
Organism: Arabis nemorensis
Lineage: Eukaryota; Viridiplantae; Streptophyta; Magnoliopsida; Brassicales; Brassicaceae
Source: the annotation of a GenBank genome assembly
AUGUUUCUUCUCCAUAGCAGUUUUAGAGAUGGAUUGUCAUUAUCUCUUGGUGUCAUUAGUGUUAUUAGUUGGGGUGUUGCAGAGAUACCACAGAUUAUGACUAAUUACAGUGAGAAAUCCACUGAAGGUCUCUCUAUUGCCUUCUUAACGACGUGGAUAAUCGGGGAUAUCUUUAAUCUUCUUGGUUGUUUGAUGGAACCUGCUACUCUUCCAACACAAUUCUAUAUGGCACUGUUGUAUACAGUGACUACGUCAGUUCUCUAUGUUCAAUCUAUAUAUUACGGCCAUAUCUACCCGCGGUUGAAAAACAGGAGAAAUCAGAUGAUUGAAGCAGAACGUAUAUCAAACAUAAGCAAUGAUGCGAAAAUUGCUGGCAGAUGGAAGAAUGAUACUAUUCCGUGUGAUGGUCAAACCACACCUAUUACUAUAAUUCCUGGGAGUCAUCGGAAUAGUUUUACCGGAAAAGAACUAUUUUACACUUCUGCAAGAUCUUUGUCGAGUAGUCAUACGCCACCUGCUGGAUCUGUCUUAGCUCAGAGAAUGGCUCGUGGUCACAGUGAACCAACUCUUGAAGAGCCCUUGCUUCCUGAGGAUGCCACACCUCCUUCAUUGCCUCCUUCCACCAAAUCGAUGCUAUGCGUGGUCUCGGCGUUCUUCUUUAUUGGAACAUUCAACCUUCCCAAUUUGAUAAGUGAAUCAAGAACUAUGGCUUUGGGAGAGAGAGAUCGAGUAUUUGUAGUUCGAGCAGCAAGAAAACUUUUGCAGGUCACUAGCGGCAACUUAAAAGAAAAUCACGGUGGAGAAAACAGCAAAAUUGGAAUGUUGUUGGGUUGGGCAAUGGCAGCCAUUUACAUGGGUGGAAGACUUCCCCAAAUAUGUCUCAAUAUGAGGAGAGGACAUGUUGAGGGAUUGAAUCCAUUGAUGUUCUUUUUCGCAUUAGUUGGCAAUAUGACUUAUGUUGCAAGCAUACUUGUCAACAGCAUCGAACCGAUAAAACUCGCACCGAACCUACCAUGGCUUGUUGAUGCAGGAGGAUGUGUUGUGCUUGAUUUUCUUAUUCUGCUUCAGUUUUUUCACUUCCGCUGUCGCAAAGACAAAGAUUCCGACAAGAAGAAGCAUGAAACCGCAGAAGCUGUCUAA